Molecule: messenger RNA, 990 nt
Organism: Hibiscus syriacus
Lineage: Eukaryota; Viridiplantae; Streptophyta; Magnoliopsida; Malvales; Malvaceae
Product: ER lumen protein-retaining receptor-like
Exons: 7
Coding region: 108-755 (215 amino acids)
Biological process (GO): endoplasmic reticulum to Golgi vesicle-mediated transport; protein retention in ER lumen
Cellular component (GO): membrane; endoplasmic reticulum; cis-Golgi network
Molecular function (GO): ER lumen protein retrieval receptor activity
Source: RefSeq, a predicted model, not a curated record
UUCCCGUUUCAUCUCCACACUGACAAAGAAGCAGAAAGACCAACAAAUUACGUUUUUCCCUUUAAUUUUGUGAAUUUGCGAAAUUUUGAGAAGAGAGCAGAGAGAAAAUGAACAUAUUCAGAUUAGCAGGGGACAUGACCCAUUUGUUUAGUGUUCUUGUUUUGCUUCUUAAGAUUCAUACCAUCAAAUCUUGUGCAGGCGUUUCCCUGAAGACUCAGGAACUUUAUGCUCUCGUCUUCACUACUCGCUACUUAGAUUUAUUCACUACUUACAUCUCUUAUUAUAACACUAUCAUGAAGUUAAUAUUCCUGGGGAGUUCUUACUCGAUUGUAUGGUACAUGCGACAGCACAAGAUGGUUCGUAGAUCUUAUGAUAAGAACCAAGAUACAUUUCGCCAUUAUUUACUUAUGUUGCCUUGCCUAUUUCUUGCCCUUCUUAUAAAUGAGAAGUUCACUUUCUUGGAGGUAAUGUGGGCAUUUUCCUUAUAUUUGGAAGCGGUUGCCAUACUCCCUCAGCUUGUAUUGUUGCAAAGGACAAGAAAUAUUGACAACUUGACUGGACAAUAUGUGUUUCUCCUUGGUGCAUACCGAGCACUCUACGUAUUGAACUGGAUUUAUCGGUUCUUUACUGAGGAGAACUAUGUCCACUGGAUAACUUGGGUUUCAGGGCUUGUCCAGACCUUGCUUUAUGCUGAUUUCUUCUACUAUUACUUCCAAAGCUGGAAGAACAAUGUAAAGCUUCAAUUACCAGCUUGAGACAUGAAUGGUGCAAGUUUGUAAGUAGCAUACACAGAUAAACGCUGGUCUGAUUCGAUUACUGGUGCCUUACCAUAUGGCUUGAGAGAGAUUGCAGUGCCAUAUUCUUUAUAUGACAGAUUAACAGACAAGUCAUUUUGACUGACAAUAUCUUACUGUGGAUACUUUGUGAGGCUCAAUUUUCUUUUCAACUCUUCAUAUGGUUUAAUUGAAAACACAACAAAAACAAAAACAA